UCCCCAUUUCUUCCUUUCUCAUCACUCCCCCAAAUCCCCCAUCUCCCACUCCCACCCUCACUCUCCCUCCCUCUUCCCCGGUCCCGGUCUCCCCCCCCUUCCGCCGGCCGUCGUCUGGUCAUGGACAAGUCCAACCUCCCACCGCCCUCCACCGCCGCCGCCCUCAAAGCCCUCAACAAAGCCUCCUACAAGAUCUCCAAGCAAUCCUCCUCUUCUUCCUCCAUGAGAGCAUCUUCUCCUCCCCCGCCGCCGCUGCCUUCCCGCCUCUCUCCACCGCUGUCAGCCCCGUCCCCGCCCCCCUCCUCCGCCCCCGCCCCAAUCGACCACCCGCCGCCCCAGCCCCCCGUCUACAACAUCGACAAGUCCAACUUCCGCGACGUCGUCCAGAAGCUCACCGGCUCCCCCUCCCACAUCUUCCCGCCUCAACCCCCAGCCACCACCGCCCCCCUCGCCGCCCCAACCCCCUCACGCCCCCUCAUGGCCCCUCCCCCACCCCCACCCCCGCUCUCCGCCAUCCCAUCCCGUCUCCACCGCAUCCGUCCCCCGCCACUAGCCCCGCCCCGCCCGCCACCCAUCCUUCCGGCGCCGGCCCAGCCCGGCCUCUCCCCCCUCCCGGCGCUCCCCUCCGUCUGCAUGUCGGCCGAGUCCCCCAUCUCCGCCUACAUGCGCCGCCUCCGCGGGAUGCCGUCCCCGAUCCACGUGCCCACGUCGCCGCUCGGGUUCGGCUGCCUCCACUCGCCGCGGGCGCCCACCUCGCCCGGCGUCGCCAUGCCCGCCACCAGCCCCCGCGUCCGCGACCAGUGACCUCCCGCCGCCGCCGCUGCUUCCGAUGAUGUGUAUGUAGAUAUGGCCCAGGGUUAGGACAGAUCUGGCGAGGGGAAGGAGACGAAGCGGCCAUACAACAACCGCAAUGUGUUUGCUUCGCCUUCAAAUCUUAAAGCUCUAUUCUUUUUCACUAUUUUCUAGCGUGUUCUACCUACCUACCUUAAUAUUUUGCUGGUGUAUAUGGAACAUGCUGCUGCGCUUCACAACGGAUGCCUUGUUCAUCUUUGCCCAAUUCUUUUUUUUUUGUAUGCAAUAUGUAGUGGCAAAACCCAAAGCUAGAAUCUUUAUAUGCAGAAUUUGUCUAGGA
Lolium perenne is the source of this 1132-nucleotide messenger RNA. RefSeq lists its product as uncharacterized. Lineage: Eukaryota; Viridiplantae; Streptophyta; Magnoliopsida; Poales; Poaceae. The record is from RefSeq and is a predicted model, not a curated record.